Molecule: messenger RNA, 677 nt
Organism: Diversispora eburnea
Lineage: Eukaryota; Fungi; Glomeromycota; Glomeromycetes; Diversisporales; Diversisporaceae
Source: the annotation of a GenBank genome assembly
UUAGAGGUGAACAUUAUGAAGCUACUUGUAAAUUUUGUAAUAAAAAUUGGAAAUGCGAUAUACCUAAAAAAAUGACUGCACAUAUAUGUAAUGAAUGUACCAAAGUACAUGCAUCUAUUCAUAAAACAGUUCUAACUAAAUUUGUUAAAGAGUAUAAUUCUAUUUCAACUAAUGAAACUGAAGAAAAAAUUGAAAUUUCAAAAUUAUCUUCUUCUACCUCAAAUAUUCAAGAAUUUUUUGAGAAUGUAUGGAUGAAUUCAAAUGCAAAUAGUCAUACGGGAUCUUAUUUGGCUUCAAAAAUUAAAGAAAUAAUGGAAAAAAUUGGUCCACGUAGAAUUGCAGCAAUUGUUUCUGAUUCUGGUGCAAAUAUUAAUAAUGCACGAUCACUUAUAAAAACAGAAUAUAAGCAUAUUAUUAAUUUACGUUGUAUUAGUCAUUGUUUAAAUUUAAUAUCUAAAGAUAUUAUUAAACAUCAAUUUGCAGACUGUUUAAUUAGAAGAGCAAAUAUAGUUACAACCUUUUUUAAAAAAUCUCAUUUAGCACAUCAUAGAAUAUCUAAAUUAAUAGAAGAAAAAAAAAUUAAAGGUGGUGGAUUAAAAUCAUAUGUUUCAACACGAUGGAUAACUUGUCAUGAAGCUACAGAUUCCAUCGUACGUUUAUCCGAUGUACUUCGUGAA